Messenger RNA from Anopheles moucheti, 3843 nucleotides. RefSeq names its product rho guanine nucleotide exchange factor 7 (gene RtGEF). The record is from RefSeq and is a predicted model, not a curated record. The transcript has 8 exons. NCBI's taxonomy places the organism in Eukaryota, Metazoa, Arthropoda, Insecta, Diptera, Culicidae. The coding region runs from base 158 to 3013 and encodes 951 amino acids. Gene Ontology annotation, molecular function: guanyl-nucleotide exchange factor activity; protein binding.
GUCGCUCGUCGGUUUUGCGUACCGAAAGACGGCGCGCGGUGUUGUACGAUUUUCUCCGUGUUUCGUAGUGGAAUGUGUCCGUGUAAAAUGUCGCCCUUUUGUGGAUGAAGAUGAAAACCAGUGCCUAGCCGACGCGAACGUCACAACACAUUGCAGAAUGGAUGCUUCGAUAAUUACCGUACAGGCACAGUACUCCUUCAAGGGGUCAAACAACGAUGAGCUGUGUUUCAAAAAGGGCGAUAUCAUAACAUUAACACAGCGGGAGGAAGGUGGCUGGUGGGAAGGAACCUUGGGCGACAAGACGGGUUGGUUUCCAAGCAAUUACGUGAAGGAAUAUGUUGGGCCAUUGCCGUUGUCCGAAACCAUACGGCCUCCGGAGGAAAUACAGGCGUUUCGAUCAGUUGUCUUCCGGGAUUUGCUGGAAAGUGAGAAGGCGCAUGUUGCUGAACUGCGGGGCUUAGCUGAAAACUUUCUGGAACCACUGGAGCCCAGUCAGAUACUCUCUUCGAACGAAUACGCGCAGUUAAUGUGCAACUUUCUCGAAGUGGUUGAAAUGCAUGAGGAAUUUUUGCAAACGCUGGAGGACUGCAAUGAUCGUGUCGGGAAAGUGUUCCUAUCGAAAGCACCAACGAUGAAGAAAAUACACCAAUUCUACUGUGCCGCCCAUCCCCGUGCCAUAGUGAUAGUUGAUAAGUUUCGCGAGGAACUAAAUGUGUUCAUGGAAAAACAAGGUGCAGCCAAACCGGGUCUGCUGGUCCUUACCACAGGCCUUUCGAAGCCCUUCCGACGUCUAGACAAGUACGCUGCCAUACUUCAGGAACUCGAAAGACACAUGGAAAGCGGACACCCGGACAGGGGUGAUACCCAGCGCAGUAUUGCCGUGUACAAGGACAUUGCUUCAUCUUGUUCGGCUACCCGGCGGCAGAAGGAGCUAGAGCUGCAGAUACUGACCGGACCGGUACGCGGUUGGCAGGGUGCAGAAUUGAGUUCGCUCGGAGAAAUCAUACACAUGGGAAGUGUAGCGGUUGGUCCGGAACAUAAGGAUCGAUACUUGGUGCUAUUUCCGCAGACGCUACUGAUAUUAAGCGUAAGCCAACGAAUGAGUGCUUUCAAAUAUGAAGGAAAGCUCCCGCUGACGGGAAUAACGGUGAAUCGUUUGGAGGAUACAGAUCAGAUCAAGAAUGCGUUUGAAAUCAGCGGUACACUGAUCGAUCGUAUCGUAGCCGUGUGCCAAGGUCCCAGUGAGGCCAACCGAUGGGUGGAACUGCUUAGUCCCAAGUCUGGCGCGGUCGAACAGAGCGGUACAGGAGCGGUGGACAUGAAGCGGAACGUUAGCAGCUCUGCGGUCAAUAUUCCUCAGCCUCCACCACAUAUGUCACCCCCGUCAACAACCGGAAACAGCCAUCCGUCGCGGAGCGGAACGUCCAGCAUCGUGCAGCACAUGUCGCAACACAAACGCAGCCAAUCGUUCAACCACCAUCUGAGUUACAAUCAAGUUCAGCAGCAACAGCAGCUCCAACAACAGCAACUAAAGCAACAUCAACCGAAUCCAAAUCUGUUAGCUUCCCCGAACUCCCUGAACUUAAACCGUCACGAAGCAAACCAAGCGGCACUAAACCAAAAAGGUUUUUCGGAAAAAGCUAAUUGGAACAUCACAAACCUAAGACCGGCACCUUCCUUGCGUCCAGCAUUUUUGAGCUCGGUUGCCGUCAGCAGUGCUGGUAGCGCUGCCGGAGGCACGGGAGGAGGGCGCAGUGCGACGGCGAGCAUUACUGGAAGUAUUGGGGGUGCGGCGGCUAGCUGCGUUGGUGGUGGCAACAGCGGAGGUGGAAGUGCAAUUUUAAACACUUCCGAUAGCGUGCAUCACAGUUUGUCCUUCAGCUCCAGCUCCAAGGUGUCACCCACUUAUGAGGAGGACGCACUAGUCCUACGCGUCAUUGAAGCAUAUUGUGCCGCUUACCAGAGCACCUCACGCAACACGAUGCACUCAGCACUACUGCCAUGGACACCGUGUUUGCCAAUCCGUGGCGGAAAGUUGAAAACGAGCAAACACUUUUCCUCCUCCAAUCCCCAGCUACCCUUCACUUGCUCCUCAUUGUCAUCCUACCUUCCGAGUGGUGGCGGUAUCAAGAACAGCAGGACACACACAUCAACCAACAGCAUUAACUCGUCACACAUCUGGCGUGAAGCGAGUCCGAAUAGUUUCAAUCUUUACGCCGCCUCCAUCGCGACGCUCAACAUGGCAAACGGUGCGCAACCGUCACAGCAGAAUCAGCAACUGCACCAGCAACAGCAGCAGCACCAACGCGCUCGGUAUUCGAUCGGUGGUUACGGAAGUACCGAGUGGCGCUCUCACUCGGAAGAAUCGGGACGCAAUGUGAACGGUGGGCCGCGUUCCAUAAACACGCUUAAGACUGCAUCACAGCCCACAGCCUAUCACAAUCCGAUCGCACGAUCCGGCUCGAACUACGAUAACAUUUUCAUGAACUCCAACACUAACACACCGCUGCUGUCGCGCGUUUCAAAGCAGCAGACCGUGUGGAUGAAUGCGAAUCAGCUGCCUGCAGGUGCAUCGAGUUUAAACCAUGCGUACUAUCAGCACCAUCAUCAUGCGCCGCAUCAUCAACGGCAUCGCCAUCGGACGACGAGUCGUGAAAUAGACGCGGUCGUCGCUGAUAGAGACACGAGUCCACCACCACCCGCACCGGAAGGGGGCGAAUACAUCGGUGACUAUCUGCCGCUAGGACAUUCGUCCACCGGUGCUAGUGCGUCGCUGUACGAUCGUCGCUUGAAUCGAUCGUUCGAGACAGCGCAAGGGUUGAAGAGAAACUCAAAGCUAUCACAACUCCGUCGUUCAACACCACAGCUAAACGGUGACGAUGAUGGAGAAAACGAUGUCCGCGCGACACGCGGUUCAGCAAUGCAGGAAGAUAACCUACGCGACGAUAUGUCACGCAACUCGGUGUCAUGCUGCAAUAAGCUGUGGAUGUUUUACUGGCAGCAUCAUCGAUAGAGACGUUAGAAACUGUAGUGAUCUAGCAGACCCCAUUAUACCACGUAGCAGUAACAGCUUUGUUUGUUCGUGCCAUAUGUCAACGUGUUGCCGUACGCAACUGAUUUAUACUUAGGCUGUUAUCCUUGUCGCGUAGCGAAGGAUAUAUCGUAAAAUGAGCACACUCAUGUAAGCUGAGCAAAACAGCAUAAAUGACCAACACUAUCCGUCUGUAGAGUAUCAUCGCUGCAAGGACCCACAUACACAUCAAUCAUGCACAGUUUUAUACGCUAUAUAUUUAUAACCAAACCAUGUGGUACAGGGUAAACGAUUUAACAUUUGUAGUGUGAUGUUUAUGUGCGUGUGUGUGUGUGUGUCUGAACUGAUAGGAUCUUUGUUGUUGAUUAGUUGUGUUGCCAUUAUCCUUGAAAGGAUCGUGUUUUUGUGUAUGGGCUUGCUUUAUUAAUCCGCCGGCUUGACAAGGUUUAGCAAGGUUGGAACUGAUGCACUCAUAUACCCCGACUAUUACGUACAUCGAAAUCGGCCUACCUUAUACUUGGCAAAUUUUUUGUUGGUUUUUCAACCCGCCAUUGCGUUGGCCUUUUGGUUCAUUGGCGCUAAUAGUAAAAAAGUAGAGCUACUGAGCAGUCAAACUGCAUAUACUCCGUGUUGCUUGUUGUGGAUAUACAAUGUAGAAUUAGCACUAAGAUAGGGUUCCGGUUUGGAUGUGGUACCCAAUACCACUUAACUAACCUUCGGUUCGAGAAAUUCAUGAUAAUAAAUAAAACAAAUAGCUACACUUAUUAUACAAUUUAGCUAACAAACAGCAUCUUAGAGCAUUGACCGUUAAA